AUGGGAGUAUCAGAAUUACCACUCAAGAUUCUUAUGAAAAUUGCUGAUAAUCUGUCGAUACUGGGCAAACACUUUUGUUCUCUGACAUGCAAAAGAUGGAGACACCCUUUUCAAAAGUGUCUGUUGAGAAACAUAGUAAUUGGCCCUCAUGAGGGUGCCCAAGUACUUGUCAGUCUUUUUAAAGCCUCUGGUAAAAAUGCUCCCACAUUAUACGGCCUCAACCUCUGGAUUCAUAGUCUACAAAUACAUCAUUAUUUUGAUGUGAGAAAAAUAUCAGAUAUGCAUUUUUCUGACCUAUUCGGAUACCUGCAAAACUUGAAGCACCUGGACCUUUGGAUUUUAUCAUCUGAUGAUAUUUACGGAGAGGUAACAAGAACAGGGGCAGGAUGGAAGUCUCUGGAAAGUCUGAAGAUACAAUACAGUAUGCCUGAAAAGAAGUGGUCAGCAAGAGACAUGUUUGAAUGUAUAAAUACAUGCAGCAUGCUCCAAAAAUUGAAAAUACACAAGCACGGAGAGGGUUAUUAUAUGGAUUUUAGUUUGGAUGACUUUGAAAAAAUGCACCAAAGCUUGCAAGAACUAUCUUCUAUCGAGGGGGACAUGUAUCUAAAUACUGACUUUUCGUCUACAUUGGACGCGCUCCGAAAUAUGACACCAGAGUUUGCUAUGACAUCCCUAGAUAUACGCUCGAAAAAGUACGAAAUGAAUGAUGACGCCACGGACGUAUCUGAUAAUCAUACGAAUUUGGACAAAGGGCCAAAAAUCAGAUCUCUUUUUCGAUCCAACCCAAACGCAUUUAAACACCUGGAAACAUUCGACUUCACGACCGACAACUAUUAUGAGUUUUCUGACUUAAUUUUAUGGGAUUUGCUCUGUCCAUUAAAAGUUCCUCUCAAGCAUUUGGCAUUAAAUGCAUUAAGAGAAGGCAAAGUAGACGACUCAAAUCCAAUAGAUAUCAACAGAAUCCUACAAUCAUUUUCUGAAACACUCGAGAGACUUUCCGUUCAAGGAUUCGCAUAUAGCGAUAAUGUCAAGAAUCAGACUCUAGAAAUAUCCUAUUACUGCCCGUUUUUGAGAUAUCUUUUUAUCGGUGGCAGCGAAGUAUAUCUUAAUGUGGCUGAUUUAUUGGACAAAUGCGUGGGUCUCAAAGAACUAAAAAUCCGUGGCGGGAAGUUGUUCAUUAAUCCAACCACACCAACCGAGGAGUCAAACCAACACCAUGGGCUGGAGAUUUUGAAGUUACAGAAAUGCUCUGCAACUGCCGAAGCAUUUAGUUACAUCUCUUUCAGAUGUAGAGGCUUGAAACAUAUGACUUUGCAUACUUUCUGGGUCCCUGGAUCUAUUUGUGAAGAAACCGGAUGUUUGUUAGUCGACAUGCCAUAUACUUUCUUAAAGACUCUGAACAUCGGUCAGGGCCAAUACGGCAUAUCACGCAAUGUCUCUUUUGGUACUUCUAUUGGUCUGAAAAAAAAGGAGAUGGACUUAGAGUGCCCUAUAAUGACUAGUCCCAAUAUUGAUUGGCUCUACACAUUCGAUUAUUAUGUCUAUCCUGGGACGUAUGUCCUAGAAACUAGAAAACUUUCAAGGGAAUACGCAGAUGUCAUACUUGAAUAUUAUCAAAACUUUCAGUCAAACUCGAUAGACCAAAUAACAAAAGAUAAUAGCUCUUACGAUGUAGCAAAUCCUGAGACUGGCUGGGAAUAUGACCUUUACAGAGGAUACGGCGAAUUGAGAUUUGGUAAUAUUGAAUCCAUUUCUGUUAUAAGUGAAGAAAAUGAUGAUACAUUUUAA
Molecule: messenger RNA, 1788 nt
Organism: Phycomyces blakesleeanus NRRL 1555(-)
Lineage: Eukaryota; Fungi; Mucoromycota; Mucoromycetes; Mucorales; Phycomycetaceae
Exons: 3
Coding region: 1-1788 (595 amino acids)
Molecular function (GO): protein binding
Source: RefSeq, a predicted model, not a curated record